Messenger RNA from Amyelois transitella, 1291 nucleotides. RefSeq names its product transcription factor A, mitochondrial (gene TFAM). The coding region runs from base 122 to 868 and encodes 248 amino acids. Lineage: Eukaryota; Metazoa; Arthropoda; Insecta; Lepidoptera; Pyralidae. The record is from RefSeq and is a predicted model, not a curated record. The transcript has 5 exons. Gene Ontology annotation, molecular function: transcription cis-regulatory region binding.
CGUCUCCUGUCAUCGUAAAAAAGACGGAGGGAUCCGUAGAAAACGCUUGCUUUUCAGGCUUAAAGAUUUUUAUUUUUGUAAUUUGUUAUUGUUAAAUAAGAAAGUUGUAUGAUCCUGCGAAAUGUCUACAUUUACCCAGUUUACUCGUCUGAGUAACUACCUAAUAAAUGGCUAUAAAACUGUCUUACAUGGAAGGACAAGUGUAAUAAUUACACCACAAAUAUGUAAUUAUGCUAAAUCAGCUGAGGAAAGGCUUGGUAUUGAAAAACCAAAAAGACCAUUGACCCCAUUCUUCAAGUUCAUGGCACAAAUGAGGCCAGCUCUGCUUGCCAAGAAUCCUGGUAUCACAUCCAAAGAGGCAAUAGUGUGGAGCUCCAAACAUUGGCAAGAAUUGGAUGCAGGGACCAAGGCACAAAUGGCCAAAGAAUAUGAAAAAGACCUUGAAGAUUACAGGAAGAUUAAAGAAAUAUAUGAGUCAUCUUUGACUGAAGAGCAGAAAGAAGAAAUUAGUAGGCUCAAAGAAGAGAUGGCGGCUGCCAAAGAGAAAAGGAAAUUGAAAGCUGAAUAUAAAGAAUUAGGGCGUCCAAAAAAGCCAAUGUCGUCAUAUUUUCUUUACAUUAAAUCUAGAAAUGAUAUCUUCCAAGGAAAGCAGCUCAAAGAAUAUCAGAAGAAGAUCAGAGAAGACUGGCUGAAGCUGCCAGAGAGUGAGAAACUAAAGUAUGAGAAACAGGCUCAGCAGCUAAUGGAGAAAUAUAGGAAAGAUAUUGAAGCAUGGGAACUUAAAAUGAUUUCAAUAGGACGAACAGAUCUAGUCAAAACAAAAUCUGUAAAAGUGAAGAAGACGGCAAGUUCGAAGAAAAAAGAAUAGGAACUCGGGUGCUCUGGCGAUUCCAUUGACUCGUACAACUCACACAAUAACCUCCAAGAUAAUGUACAAAGUAUUGAUAAGAAAACCAAACCUCAAGUAGACGUACCUCAAAUCAAAGAAUAUGUUCCUAAACCUUCUCAACAACCAGACAAAUUGGACACUUCAGCAGAUAAUGAGUCAACACGUCAGAGCACGGGUGCCGAAGCUCUAUCUAAAUUGACUGAGCACAAACAAACUAAAACCUCAACCUCAAGUGAUGAAAAACAGAGUAAGACGAUCAUGAGUAGUAUUAAAGAUUUCUUUAAGUUUUAGAUAUAGUUUACAUAGUGUUACUUGACAACAUCUUAUGUUAACGCAUUUAUUGACACCUCACGCUUGCCAGUGGGGCAAAUGUACAAAUGAAGUGUAAUGAUGUUAUCCUAU